GCGUACUCUCAUUUAGAACAAAGAAACGGGAUAAGUCACUCUGAAAGAUCUACACAAGUUAUGUAAUUUGGACAACUAAAAUGGGAUUGUUCAUCGCAUUCUUUUUAAUUGUGCUUUUUGUAACUUCAAACGCGGGAACUCUGGAAGGUAAAAGUGUCACAAUAUCCUCCAAUAAUAUAUAUCACGACGUGGAAACUGAAAUGGAUGUUUCCGAUCACGGAGGCUUGAACCAACAAGAAACUUUGCAUGAGAAUAAUGAACUAGGGAUUCCAACUUCGCUUCAUAACAGAACUAGGGAUGUGAUAUUGGAAGAAACUGACAGUAUUUUAUAUGACGUUUACGGCGGACAGCCUGAGAUAAUUCUAGAAUCAGAGGAAGAUGGAUUAGAAGUUUCAGAUGACUGGCUCAUCUUAGACGUCGAUGAGGAAGAUGAAUCAUAUCUGAUGAAUAAAUAUGAAGAUUCGUUUGACGAAAAUGAAGAUUCUGUUGAAGAUGUUGGUAAUCAACCAUUUUCUGAUGAAAGUCAGUCUCAAGAUGCACUUGAAUGUGAAGCUAAUAGUCCAGAAAACAAAAAGGGGAAAAACAAAAAAGCAGAAAAAAGGAAGAAAUCUGAAGAAUUUUAUUUUAAACACAAAAAGUACGGUAAAAAGAAAAGCAAAGACAGCAAGCAGACUGAUAAGUGGAAGCGAAACUGCUGCAUAAGAGGUAAAAGAGUUGGCAAUGUUCGGAGAACGUUUUUAGCUGCAAAUCUCUUCCAAGAAUGUAAAGAAAGAACAAAGAAUCUAGCCUCUCGUAUGUCACGGUCUUGCAGAUGGAUAUUCUGGAGUUGCUGCGAAGCAAGGGCUUUGAGACGAUACUACAUUCAUCACAGUUCAAGGAGAAAAGAGAAGUGCUGAGAACUAUGAAACACGUUUGAUGGAUUUAUUGAUGUGUUUUGCAAAAUAAAUUCCCAUCCUUUUUCCCCUUUAUAUUUAUAAGACUUAAUGAAAUAUUACAACUAAAUAAUGUAUAAAAACUACUGCAUGAAGUAAUUAUGAAAACUCUAAGAUUAAUUAGUUCCAUAUAGAUAAGAAAAAGCUAGUUUUACUCUGUCAGUUAUAUUACAAAUUUUAAUGUGCGUGUUGGUCUGUUACCUGGCAUCUGGAAAGCUUGUAGAGCUCUACUGCAUCUACAAGCUUGUGUCAAUGUCUUGCAGACCCUCCUAUAUUUUAAUCCUUCAAGUACUAAGAUAAAAAUGUUACUAAAGUACCUGA
Molecule: messenger RNA, 1253 nt
Organism: Stegodyphus dumicola
Lineage: Eukaryota; Metazoa; Arthropoda; Arachnida; Araneae; Eresidae
Source: RefSeq, a predicted model, not a curated record